Molecule: messenger RNA, 2534 nt
Organism: Puntigrus tetrazona (Sumatra barb)
Lineage: Eukaryota; Metazoa; Chordata; Actinopteri; Cypriniformes; Cyprinidae
Product: calcium-activated chloride channel regulator 3A-1-like
Source: RefSeq, a predicted model, not a curated record
AUGUUGCUGUCCUCCACCUCCACUGGAAUCAAACUAGAUGGAAAUGGUUAUGUUGAUAUUGUCAUUGCAAUCGGCUCAAAAGUACCACAGGAUGAGAGACUUAUUGAUAAAAUCAAGGAAAUGGUCACUGAGGGGUCAUUUUACCUUUAUGAUGCAUUGGAUGAAAAAGUCUAUUUCAGAGAAGCAACUAUACUAGUCCCACCUGAAUGGAAUGGUACAAACUAUGCCAAAGCAAGAACAGAGUCUUUUGGAAAGACAAAAAUAAGAAUUGAUAAUGCUAAUCCAGCAUUUGGUGAUGAACCCUACACUAAUCUGUAUGGGGAAUGUGGAGAAGAGGGACAAUACAUUCACUUCACCCCAGAAUACCUUCUGGAUGACAAUCUAAUUGAGCUUUUUGGAUCAAGAGGAAGGGUCUUUGUGCAUGAAUGGGCUCAUCUGAGAUGGGGCGUUUAUGACGAAUACAGUGUAGAGAAUACUUUCUAUUACUCUAAUGGCCGUAUUGAACCUACAAGGUGUAGCAAAAACCUUGAGGGUCAGUUUUAUGAAGUUACUGCAGGAGGAUCUCUUCAACAGUGCCGCACCGAUCAAGAAACUUCACUACCUACCCAGGGUUGUUUGUUUUUUCCAGACAGAAAUCAAAUCGCAAAUAGCUCCAUUAUGUUCUUACCGAGCCUAGAUCCUGUGACUGCAUUUUGUCAUGAAAGCGAGCACAAUUAUGACGCUCCAAACAUGCAAAACCAAAUAUGUGGCAAAGCAACAAGGACAGUAAUAUUUGAGGAUUCUGUGGAUAAAGAGGCACUUCGUUCUCUGAAACCACCAGAGACCCCUCCACCAGCACCAUCUUUUAAAAUUGUGCAGCGAAAGCAACGGGUCGUUUGCCUCAUCCUUGAUGUCUCAGGAAGCAUGAGAGGCUCAAGAAUUCUUCUACAGGAACAGGCUGCCACACAUUUCCUACGGAACUACAUUGAGGAUCAAGCCAGUGUUGGGAUUGUAACCUUUAGUACUAGGGCUUCGGUUCUGAGCCACUUGACUACUAUUGACAGUGACACCACAAGAGAGAACCUUAUCAAACGUUUGCCAAAAGUAGCAGAUGGAGCAACAAAUAUGUGCUUGGGCCUCGCUCUAGGCUUAGAGGUACUUCAAGAGGACAAUUUUGAUGUAUUAGGAGAUGAAAUCAUAUUUCUGACAGAUGGCCAGGCAACGGAUAAAUUUGAAGAUUGUGCUCCAACUGGAAUACAAAGUGGUGCCAUUAUAAGCACAUUAGCAUUCAGUAAAAGUGCAUCUGAAGCGCUGACACAGAUGGCAGAACUUACUGGAGGAAGAUUUAUCAUAGCCAAUGAUGAUUUGACCUCGAACCAGUUAAUGGACGCAUUUGCUUCGCUUACAUUAUCAACUGGAGAUUACACAAAAGAACCAGUCCAGCUAGAGAGUAUUGGAGCACGAACAUCUGAUUGGUUCAAUGGGACAGUUUCGGUGGAUCAGACUGUUGGGAACAAAACCAGCUUUGUGAUAAUCUAUGAAAGAAGUUUUCCCAGCGUUUACAUACAGUCUCCAAGUGGCUUAAUCUACACUCAGACAAAUAUGAAUCAUGAUGGAUCUCUGAAAACGGUCACUUUAAAUGUUCCAGGAACUGCAGAGCCUGGAGACUGGGAGUACAGUAUCCAAACUACAACACUUCAAGCUUUGACUAUAACAGUGACGAGUCAAGCUUCUCAAGCUGAUGUUCCUCCUAUCACUGUCAAAACCCACAUGAACCAGCAGUUCAGUGACGGCACUAAACCCAUGCUAGUGUUUGCUGAGGUUAGUCAGAAUUACAGGCCUGUAAUAAAUGCUGAUGUUUGGGCUACACUUGAGUCAGAAACCGGGUCCACGCAUACAUUACAACUCCUGGACAACGGAGCAGGAGCUGAUGCUAUCAAAGAUGAUGGAAUAUAUUCCAGAUAUUUCACAAAGAUUGAAAACGGUAGAAGCAGUUUGAAAGUAAGAGUGAAGAAUCAAGAUGGACAAGCCAGAUUUGCUGCCAAAAAGAGCGGUGCCCCUUACGCACCUGGAUAUGUGGAAAAUGGAGUAGUGCAGCUGAACCCUCCAAAGCCUCCAGUUUCUGAAGAACCACUGGAAGUUGGAAGCUUCACCAGAACAGCCACCGGAGAGAGUUUCGUGGUGACUCUUUCAGGUACAACUCCACCAAAUUUCCCUCCGAACAGAAUCACAGAUCUGAGCGCUGAGAUCCAGGAGGACACUGUGCUUCUCAGCUGGACAGCUCCUGGUGAGGACCUCGACCAAGGGACAGCUAAGUCCUAUGAGAUCAGGUGGAGCUUUGACCUUGAUAUGCGAGAGAGCUUCAGCAAUGGUCAUGUAGUCAACACAGCUGCUGUCUCACCUCAGGAGGCUGGAUCAGUUGAACAACAUUCAUUCAAUCUCAGUGUCACCAAGCCAGCAGAGGAGCCCUGACCUCUGGGUGAUCUGCAUCCACUCCUCUGCGUUAACUUCCUGUUCCUGGACUAUAAAGACUGCAGCAAGCCACUCACCUGCAG